CUCUAAUAUAUGAUAUAUACAGUCAGAAUUGCUUCCCUGCUAAAGGGGCAAAAAAGCGAAUAUGUUUUAGUCCUGGGAUGCACAUAUUGUAGUCACGGUCUAUUGUAUCAUUUUAUGUAUGUACAUGCCAUUCUACUACUUAUAUACAUGAGUGAGCAAGGGGAAAGCUCUGGUGCAGCAGUAGAGCCAGGGAGGUAUGUGGGAAUAGUGAGAUUAUUGGAAUAUCCCAAUUUGGUAAUUUUUCCGGUGGUAGCGCUAUUCUUGGAAGCCUGAAAAACCAUACCGUUUCUAGUCAGUGAGUAUUAUGCUUAAUUUUAACAGUAUAGCCUG
Messenger RNA from Suillus plorans, 330 nucleotides. RefSeq lists its product as uncharacterized. The record is from RefSeq and is a predicted model, not a curated record. Lineage: Eukaryota; Fungi; Basidiomycota; Agaricomycetes; Boletales; Suillaceae. Bases 10 to 273 code for a protein of 87 amino acids. The transcript has 3 exons.